Vigna radiata var. radiata (mung bean) is the source of this 1037-nucleotide messenger RNA. RefSeq names its product gibberellin 20-oxidase-like protein. Gene Ontology annotation, molecular function: dioxygenase activity. Lineage: Eukaryota; Viridiplantae; Streptophyta; Magnoliopsida; Fabales; Fabaceae. Bases 15 to 971 code for a protein of 318 amino acids. The record is from RefSeq and is a predicted model, not a curated record. The transcript is spliced from 2 exons.
UCCUAAGCAUUAUUAUGUCUAACCCUAAAUCUCAUGAUGGCAUUCCUAUUUUAGAUCUUUCUGAGCCAUUGCAGCCAUCUUCUGUAUUUUCUGUCUAUAAAGCAGCCAAAGAUUGGGGGGUUUUCUACAUAAUCAACCAUGGAAUCUCCAAAGAUCUUUGCAGCCAUAUCCAAUCACUCUCCAAAAACCUCUUCAACCUUCCUUCUCAUACUAAACUCAAACUUGGUCCUUUCUCGUCUUUCAAAUCUUACACACCUCAUUUCAUUGCCUCUCCUUUCUUUGAGAGCUUCCGAGUUAAUGGACCCAACUUUUAUGUUUCUGCUAACACUUCUUUCGAAACUCUCUUAGGCAAAAACGACUCCAAAUUCAGUGUGAUGAUUGAAGAAUACGGUAGGAAGAUGGAAGAUUUGUCAAAGAGAAUUGUAAAGAUUAUGCUGAUGAGCUUAGGGGAGGGAAUGGAGAAGAAGUUUUAUGAUUCAGAGUUCAAGAAGUGCGAAGGAUACUUGAGGAUAAACAAUUACUCAGGCGGAGAUGUUAAGGAGGAGGAAGUUGAGGGGCUUGGAAUGCACACUGAUAUGAGUUGUAUCACCAUAUUGUAUCAAGAUGAGAUUGGAGGGCUUCAAGUGAGAUCAAAGGAGGGAGAGUGGAUUGGUAUAAGGCCAUCAGAGGGAACCCUAGUGUUGAACAUUGGAGACAUGUUGCAAGCAUGGAGCAAUGACAAACUCAGGUCUUCAGAACAUAGAGUUCUUUUCAACAACCAUUUCAACAGGUUUUCUCUAGCCUUCUUUUGGUGCUUCCAAAAUGAUAAACUCAUUUUUGCACCAGAUGAAGUUCUUGGAGAAGGAAACAAGAGGAUGUACAAACCAUUUCUGUGCUUCGAUUAUUUGAAAUUUAGAGAGAACAAUGAAAAGGGAAAAUUUGAUAAGGUUGGCUUCACAGUCAGAGACUUUGCCGGCAUCAAGGCUCAAUAAUGUAGCAUAAUAAUUAAGUUAUUAGUAUAUGCCCAGAAGAAAAUAAUGUUCCUUUUGUUAAUGGAA